This is a messenger RNA of Gymnodraco acuticeps, 1119 nucleotides long. It is a transcript of the gene fam162a, whose product is annotated as family with sequence similarity 162 member A. The transcript is spliced from 5 exons. Gene Ontology annotation, cellular component: mitochondrion. The record is from RefSeq and is a predicted model, not a curated record. Gene Ontology annotation, biological process: cellular response to hypoxia; neuron apoptotic process; positive regulation of release of cytochrome c from mitochondria. The coding region runs from base 114 to 611 and encodes 165 amino acids. NCBI's taxonomy places the organism in Eukaryota, Metazoa, Chordata, Actinopteri, Perciformes, Bathydraconidae.
GGUCCUUCUGGUGGUAGCGGGUAGUGACUUUCAGCAGCUGACGGAGGACUGCUCUCGAAUGGCUUCAGAGACACACUGCUCCUAAUUUACUUGUUUUACUAACAAAACACAACAUGAAUUUCGUCAGAACUCGCCUCUCUCUUGGCAACCUCAUUGGUCAGAGGUGCAGACAGGUCACUGAAACAUGGAGCCACAGAGGGAUGUGCAGCAAACCAGAGGUGGUCAAAGCAGAGCCCCCAGCAGCCCCAGCAGCACCAGUAGCCCCAGCACCAGUUGCUCGUGCCUCGUUCAGGGUCCCAGGCUACAAACCGUCGAAUAUGGACAAGAAGUUUCUUCUCUGGUCGGGACGCUUUAAGACAGAAGACCAGAUACCAGAGAUUGUGUCGUUUGAGAUGCUGGAUGCUGCCAGGAACAAAGCGAGAGUGAAAGCCUGCUACGCGAUGAUGGCGAUCAUGAUUGUGGCGUGUUUGAUCACGGUGAUCCUGGGCAAACGGGCUGCAGGCAGGAACGAGUCUCUGACAGUCCAAAACAUGGAGAAGAAAGCAAGAUGGAGGGAGGAAGUACAGAGAGAGAAGGAAGCUGCUGUCGCCAUGUCUGAGAAGGCUCAGUAAAAGAUCACGUCCCUUCAAACCCUCAUAUUGGGCCCAGCGUCCCCCUAAUCCCUGUAUUCAUCACAACUUCAGAGCUCUCCACUCCCAUCCUAAAUAGCAGCCAACAGAAAUCACAGCAGUUGUUGUUUGUGAUUCUUAACUUUUUUUUAAGCCUUUGUGAAAUUUUAUCUUCAACUAACAAAUACUGUGGCGUUGUGAAAUCCGUGUGAGACGCACCAAUAACGUUUUAUCUAUCAAUGCUUCUAGUAAGCUUUCAACAUAUACCUCGAAAUCUCUCAAAUAACUGCCUUAGUUUUGAAAUUAGCCGUCAAGGCAACGGUCCGACUUGUGAUGACAGUUCAGGUUUAAAAUGGUGUUCUGUUUUUCUGUAAGAGAACGUCAAGAAGUGGAUCAGGCCUCUGCACGAGGGUCCGUUCUGGAUCAUGUGGGUUGUUCAUGACUUGAUGCAGCAUCUGUGUUUGUAUAAAGUGAGCACUAAAAAAAGAUUAAAUAAAUAUUUCUUGAGGAU